UCGUUUUGCUUUCGACAUAGGAUUUCUGGGGAGGGGAUCUUAGGGAUUCGUUUACGCUGCAGUAAAACAUCAAAGCUACCAAGGGUUUUGUUGUGAAGCAUCUUCUAAUUGAUUCAGAAAGAUUUAAUAUGGCUCAUCCAAGGGACUUAAAGUUCUCUCCGAUUGACCAGAAUUUGGUGGGGUAUUAUCUACGCAACAGAGUUGAUACAGGAAAAGAUGGUUUCAUCACAGAUAUCAAACUUUAUGAAGACGAGCCGUGGCUUCUUCCGCACGUCAAGAAUGAUCAGUUCAAAGAGAACAUGUGGUUUUACUUUGUUGUUAGGACACGUAAUUUGGGGAGCAGGCCCAAACGCACGGUUCCCGGUAGAGGAAGCAGUAACGGCGGAACUUGGACGACAAGUGGCGUAAAGAAGGCGAUCACUGACCGUAACAACCCGAAGGUUGUGAUCGGAUACAAAACAGAACUCGCGUACCACAAGAAAGUCAAGGGAAAGCCUAAAGGAGACACCACUGGUUGGUGUAUGACGGAGUAUUGGCUUGCAAGUGAGAACGAUGCUCAGUUCCAAGAAGUAGUCUUGUGUCAUCUCCGUGACAAUAACAAGAUUGUCGUUGACCAGUCCCCAGAGAGAAAAAACGGAGACAAUGACAUCGUCCCAGAGCAGCCACAACAAGAGAACAGCGAUGACAACAACAAUAUGUUUGACAACAAUAGACUCCUUGAACAACGGCCACUGAUUCCUCCUUUUGAAGCUGAUGAUUCAAGAUUUUCAGUUCAAUACAUGACCCCUUCUGGUGAAGGACAGGGAUUGGGACUUCAAACCAUUAUGGGAUAUUCUGAUAAGGCCACUCAAGAACAACAACAUCCACCGAUUUCUCUUCCUCCUCAACGUCAAGAUUCCGGAAGGAUAAACAACGCACUUGUAAUCAUGGAAGAUGAGUGUGUUAACCAAGAUGAAAUAUUCAAUCUAGCUGACCUGGAAGCCGGCAUCACUCAUCCACAACAACAACAUCGUCAGAUGAUGAUGGAUCCUUAUGAUGAUAUAUCUUUCUCAAGAUUGGCAAUGCCGAACAACCUGAUUUACUUUCAAGAUUCAUGGCAUCAAGAUACCUCUCCAUGGAACAACACCAUAACCACCAAUCCUCGUGGACUCAUAUUCAAUACUCAUGGAUAUGACAUCCAAGAUCAAACUGUCACCAAGGGAGUCAAUCAAGAUUCAUAUUAUUAG
Molecule: messenger RNA, 1226 nt
Organism: Brassica oleracea var. oleracea
Lineage: Eukaryota; Viridiplantae; Streptophyta; Magnoliopsida; Brassicales; Brassicaceae
Product: NAC domain-containing protein 2-like
Exons: 2
Coding region: 129-1226 (365 amino acids)
Biological process (GO): regulation of DNA-templated transcription
Molecular function (GO): DNA binding
Source: RefSeq, a predicted model, not a curated record